Leucoraja erinaceus (little skate) is the source of this 3094-nucleotide messenger RNA. RefSeq names its product polymerase (RNA) III (DNA directed) polypeptide E (gene polr3e). The transcript is spliced from 21 exons. Gene Ontology annotation, cellular component: nucleus; RNA polymerase III complex. Bases 281 to 2392 code for a protein of 703 amino acids. Lineage: Eukaryota; Metazoa; Chordata; Chondrichthyes; Rajiformes; Rajidae. Gene Ontology annotation, biological process: DNA-templated transcription. The record is from RefSeq and is a predicted model, not a curated record.
CUAUGGCCGCCGUGUGCUCGCUGCGUUCCGCCGGCACCGCCGGAGGGUGGGAGCGGGGCGGCGGGUGAGUGCGGCGGCCCGAGCCCGAGGUUGGAGCGCUCCACCGGCCUCCGUCCCUCUGCAGUCCGAAGCCUCGGCUCCUGCUCCCCUUACCCCUCAAUGAGGCGGCUCUGGCCCCGUGGAGGAAGAGGUCAGCGCGGCACGGACACCGCCCCCAGGUCUCGGUGCCCUGGCGCGGGGCCAGGCAACAGUCCAGUGCUCCUCGAUCCUCGGCACCAGCAUGGCCACUGAAGAUGACGACCCGAUUAUACAGGAGAUUGAUGUGCAUCUGGCCACGAGUUUAGCCGAGAAACUGUACUUGUUCCAGUAUCCAGUGCGCCCGGCCACAAUGAAGUACGACGAUGUCACCCAUUUAUCAGCGAGAAUAAAACCAAAACAGCAGAAAGUGGAGGUGGAGAUGGCGAUCGAUACUCUGAGUCCCAACUACUGCCGCAGCAAGGGGGAGCAGAUCGCGCUCAACGUGGACGGCACCAGCACUGACGACUCCGGCAGCACCUACACAACGAAACACAUGGACAAACAGAUUUUUUCCUCCAUCCAGUCGGCCGUCAACACCUCCCGCUUUGCCGCCGCCAUCUACAGGAAAGGAGAGCUGCACGUGACGCCGCUGCACGGGAUGCUGCAGAUGCGGCCCAGUUUCUCCUACCUGGACAAAGCGGAUGCAAAGCACAGGGAACGAGAGGCCGCAAACGAAGCCGGCGACUCCUCUCAGGAUGAAGCGGAAGAUGACGUGAAGCAGAUCACCGUACGAUUUUCACGUCCCGAGUCGGAGCAAGCCCGGCAACGCCGCAUUCAGUCUUACGAGUUCUUGCAGAAGAAGCAAGCAGAGGAGCCUUGGCAUUAUCUACAUUACUGUGGUGUGAAGGACAGCAGGUCUGAGCACGAGCGGCAGUACCUCUUCAGUCAGCUGGCUGGCAUGGUGGAGACGUCGGAGCUGACCAAGUCCCCCAGUGAGUAUUUGUCCAUGUUGAUGCCUCCCAUUGAAGAAGAAGAAUUGAAGGUGCCCCUGGCCCCCAGCAACGUGUUGUCCAUGACCCAGCUGCGGACCCUGCCUCUGGCUGACCAAGUGCGCACCCUGAUGAAGAACGUGAAGGUGGUGCAGUUUGCAAACCUGAUGGGUCUGCUGGGCUCGGGUGUGGAUCACACGGCCGUGCUGCGCUGCAUCCAGCAGGUGGCGAUGUUGGUCCAGGGCUGCUGGCUGGUGAAGAGUGACGUGCUCUACCCCAAGGACACCUGCAGCCCCCACAGUGGAGUUGCCGCAGAAGUGCUGUGCAGAGGAAGGGACUUUGUUAUGUGGAAGUUUACACAAGAUCUCUGGGUCAUCCGGAAAGAAGUGGCUGCUGUGAUCAAGCUGCCCCCUGAAGAUGUGAAGGACUUCCUGGAGCAAAUGGCGGUUCCGCGGGUCAACAAAGGCUGGGAGUUCCUGCUUCCCCACGACUCCAAGUUUGUGAAGAAGCACCCUGAUGUGGUCCAGAGGCAGCACAUGCUUUGGAUGGGGAUACAGGCCAAGUUGGAGAAAGUCUACAAUCUCUCCAAGGAAGACAUGAUGCCAAAGAAACGGGACUCUCAACCAGCUGUGCCUGUGGUGCUGAGUGGGGAGCGGCGAGUGGCCACGGCUAAAGAGCGGGCUCGGGAGAACCACGCCACCCUGGAGAACGACCACCGGCGGCGGAGACCCGGGGCUGGGGCCGAGCCGCAGACCUCCGGCAACUCCCUGCUCGCCAUCAAGAUCAAGGAGGAGCCGCUGAGCGAGGACGAGCCCAUGGACACGUGGCCGGGCCGCAGGGCCGCCAACGGCAUCCACUCCGACGAGAGCUCCCGUGACUCGGUGGAGGAACGCUUGGCCGCCAGGAGCCAGGGUGAUCAGGCCAAGCAGGUGGCGGCAGAGCUGAGGGCCUUUGUGUUAGGCACCCUCAGGAAACACUAUGUGCUCAGUUUAAGUGAGCUGAAGCGACUCUUUAACCUGCACUUGGCCAGCCUGCCGCCCGGCCACAUCUUGUUCAGCGGCAUCUCUGACCGUAUGCUGCAGGAGAUCGUGCUGGACUGUGGCUGCAAGCAGAUCCUGGUGCCUUUCCCUCCACAGACAACUGCUUCAGCUGAUGAACAGAAGAUCUUUGCACUUUGGGAAGCGGGGGACGCCUUUGAUCAGCACCGGCAGAUACUCCUGGAGAUAUUCUCGAAGAAUUACCGCGUGCGGAGAAAUGUUAUCCAAUCCAAACUCUGCCAUGAUGUCGGAGAAAAUCUCAGCAAACCAGAUGUGGACAAGGUGCUGAAGGACUGCUGUGCGAGCCACGGUGGAAUGUGGUAUCUCAAAGGAACUCUGCCUUCCUGACGGCUGCUGAUCGCCCUGCGGCGGCAACAGUGGGCAGGGCGGUGAGGUGACUGUUGGUGAAGCAGCGGUUAACGCCCGCGUGCCUUUGACGGUUUGUGUGGACGCCCCGUCACCGCGGAGGGCAGAAGUGGAUGUAGUGUCGCCCGUACCCACACACGGUAUGGAGAAUAAAGACCCGGAUCAUCCUUGCAACUCGGUGUUAACGAACGGAUCUCUAGACUUAGGUGCUGUGUUCAAAAGCAGGUCGCAAAAUUGAAUCAGAAACGGAUCUACUUGUAAGGAAUCAUGGAAUGUCAUUUAGCUUCUUCCUUGGUUUCAAAUCAAAUUUAAUCUCCAGCCAUUGUGGAUAAUGGUUCAUGAUAAGGUCAGUGAUACAUCGCCAAAUCAAAAAGCUUGCAGUCCAGUUCAUUAAAACGCCUGCCCGAUUUCACUAACGAGAGAUGUCGGCCAGAGAUCGUGAGCAAUCCCAGUGUGAAUGAGCUCACGCAGUUAAUAUGAUGGUUUGUUCUAUUAACACCAUGAGUUGUAACCAAAUCCCUCUUGUUCUUGGGCUGCUUUUCUCCAUGUAACAUAUUUAUGGUUUUAUUUAGAUUGCAUCCUAAUGUGCGAUUGUCACUUUACGGAUGAGGGGACGCGGGCGGCUUGUUUUGGCUGCUAGAAAUAAUCUGAGAGAAACUGUAAAUAAAAUGUUCAAAGCAUAAA